AAAAUGUCUGGCGAAUUUAUCGACACUGCUUAUGAAGGCUCAGCAGGGAUUCUCUAUGCCGCGUCCUUUAACUUGAGCUAUGUUUUCAACACUACCAACAGCUCAUAUGAGGACUACCUCCACCUGUCAGGCUCUCAGAAAACUGAAACUGUAGGAGAUGGAGCCGCUGUUGUUAGGAUUAUUAUCUCAGUCAUUUACUCUCUUGUUUGCGCGCUGGGUCUGGUCGGAAACCUGCUGGUCUUAUACUUAAUGAAGUCUAAACAUGUGUGGAAAAAAUCCUCCAUCAACCUUUUCGUAACUAGUUUGGCGCUGACUGACUUCCAGUUCGUUCUGACUCUGCCCUUUUGGGCGGUGGAAAACGCGCUGGACUUUACUUGGCUUUUCGGUAAAUCUAUGUGCAAGAUAGUUUCCUAUGUGACAGCUAUGAACAUGUACGCCAGCGUUUUUUUUCUGACUGCUAUGAGCGUGGCGAGGUACUGGUCCCUCGCGUCUGCCCUCAAAGGCAGGCGGCGGCGGGCUCACUGCUGCUCAGCGCGGUGCAUCACCAUAUUCAUCUGGGUUUCCGCCGUCUUCGCCGCUCUGCCCCACGCCGUUUUCUCCACUACAGUGACAGUUUCCAGUGAGGACCUGUGCCUCGUCAAAUUCCCGGAAACCAACGGAUCCGCGCAGUUUUGGUUUGCGCUCUAUCACUCUCAGAAAGUGUUGCUCGGCUUUGUGGUGCCUCUGGGCAUCAUCUCAGCCUGCUACCUGCUCCUUUUGCGCUUUAUCACCUCCAAAAACAUCCACACUUCGAGCGCCAAGCGACGCGCCAAAGUCACAAAGUCUGUCACCAUCGUGGUCUUGUCCUUUUUCCUCUGCUGGCUGCCCAACCAAGCGCUGACAGCCUGGGGCAUCCUCGUAAAACUCAACGCGGUUCACUUCAGUUACGAGUACUACACCAUGCAAGAGUACGUGUUUCCUGUGUCCGUGUGCUUGGCACACUCCAACAGCUGCCUGAAUCCCAUCCUGUACUGCCUGAUGAGGCGGGAGUUCAGAAAAGCGCUGAAAAAACUCUUCUGGCGGAUGACAUCGUCGACUCUGACCACUUUAAGACCGAUCACAGCCACUACAAAGCCGGAGGCGGACGGGCAAGGGCAGGUCCUGGUCCCCGUCUGCGCGCCCGAAGAGCCCGCGGUGGUGUUCUACCCUCCGGGGGCAGUGAUUUACAAUGACAGACGAGACCUGCCCCAAAACAGCACUUAAUCUGAGCUUCGGCGGACGUGUUUUAUAUCCUCUGUGAUGUUGUAUUCAUACACAUUGAAAUUAAGCCUCUUUUUGCCUCACAGCUGUCAAAGGCUCGUGUAGCCGUUCAAGUUGGAAGAAGGAAAGCGUCAAACUGAAGAAUACCCGUCGGUGAUCGCUUAUGACUCAUGCUUGUCCACAGAAAUGCUACUUUGGCCUCAUCGUGUUUGAGAUUUUAAAACCAACUUACUGCAGUAAAUUUCACU
Molecule: messenger RNA, 1487 nt
Organism: Archocentrus centrarchus (flier cichlid)
Lineage: Eukaryota; Metazoa; Chordata; Actinopteri; Cichliformes; Cichlidae
Gene: rxfp3
Product: relaxin family peptide receptor 3
Exons: 1
Coding region: 4-1242 (412 amino acids)
Biological process (GO): cell chemotaxis; immune response; positive regulation of cytosolic calcium ion concentration
Cellular component (GO): external side of plasma membrane; membrane
Molecular function (GO): C-C chemokine receptor activity; C-C chemokine binding
Source: RefSeq, a predicted model, not a curated record